AUGGUGAAGCAUUCAUUCCUGGUUACUUUGGUAUAUCAGGAGAAGAUUCAGUCUCAGCAGAAAAAUGCCAAAAAGCAAGUUGGACAAAGGAAGCAAGGACAUGACCAAAAGGCUGCUGCCAAAGGUGCCUUAGUAUAUACCUGCACUGUCUGUAGGACACAAAUGCCAGACCCUAAGACCUUCAAGCAGCACUUUGAGAAUAAGUAUCCUAAGACUCCUCUUCCUCCAGAAUUAGCUGAUGUUCAGGCGUGA
This is a messenger RNA of Physeter macrocephalus (sperm whale), 252 nucleotides long. RefSeq names its product zinc finger protein 706-like. Lineage: Eukaryota; Metazoa; Chordata; Mammalia; Artiodactyla; Physeteridae. Bases 1 to 252 code for a protein of 83 amino acids. The record is from RefSeq and is a predicted model, not a curated record. The transcript is spliced from 2 exons.